AAUCACCUUUGUUCGUACCAUUUUCGGUGUUUGGAUGGAACAUCGAUUGACGUGGCUUGUGAACACUUCAUCAUGCCAUCAAAGCUCCCAACAAUAGGAGAAUCAUCAAACAUAACAUAUAAAAAAUGGAAUGCUUCUAAUUAACCCCAUUAAUUUUUUACUUUUCAGCGCAUAAAUUUGAUUCCAACUACAUCAUCCACCCUGUAACCACCGCAACUGGGACCUUGGCCACAAACCCAAGCCAUCCACUUCAUUUUUUACCCUACACGAAUAUUGCCCCAGUCUAAUCAGGACCCGCCAUCCCCCAAACUGUCUGUUUUUUUACUGCGCCUCCUCCCUCUCACCUCUCUCCCUCCACCGGCAAGCCAUGCGCCGACGACGUCCCCGUUUUUGAAUCUCAUCAAGGCCGUCCGUUUUCUCUUCCCCUUCUUUCUUGCUCGUAUCUCGGCCCUCCAAUUCCGCCUGAGAACCGACGACGAGGAUGAUGAAGAAAGAAAACGGAGACGACGAUCGUGUGCACGUCUUGGAGAUCAACCUCGUCUCCGCCCAGGGUCUCAAGGCUCCCUCCGUCACCCUCCGCCGCAUGCAGACCUACGCUCUCGCCUGGGUCGACUCCGCCCACAAGAUCCGCUCUCGGCUCGACAAGGUGGGCGGUGAGAAUCCGACAUGGAAUGAUCGGUGCCUCUUCAAGGUCCCGUCCGGAUUCCUCUCCAGCGAGACCUCCCAGGUCUCGGUCCAGAUCUAUGCCGUCGGAUGCUUCCGCGAUCACCUCGUCGGCACCGUCCGAUUUCUGAUCAACAACUUUCUCGACGUCUCGUCCACCAUUCCAUCGUUUACGGCGAUCCAAAUCCGGCGACCUUCUGGAAGAUUCCGAGGCGUGUUGAAUGUGGCCGCGUUGGUGAUCGACGGCUCGAGUCUGGCUCCUGCGGUGAGCGAGCUGCCUGCGAUCGGGUACCGCGACCUGAUGGGAAUGGGAGAGAGCUUCCGGCGCCGGCGACGCGACAGCAUGACAAGCAGAUCGAAGAAUUACUCCAGCGAUUCGAAGGAGAACUCUUGCACUGAAUCGACGGAAAACUCGGACUUGAGCGAAUCGGUGGCGUCAUCACCAGAGACGCCGUUGCCGCCUCUGAAGGAGCUGAACACGAUCAGCGAAUUGGCGGGAACAAGAAGCCAGGUGUUGAAGGCUCCUCCAACGGACGGCUCGCGUUUCCUGUGCUGCUUUCUGACGCAGAGGAAGAUUAAAUACAAUCCGUCGGAUCAGAACGCAGAUGGGGCCCACAGCAGAGAAAGGUAUUAA
Pyrus x bretschneideri (Chinese white pear) is the source of this 1297-nucleotide messenger RNA. RefSeq lists its product as uncharacterized. Gene Ontology annotation, biological process: defense response. The transcript has a single exon. Lineage: Eukaryota; Viridiplantae; Streptophyta; Magnoliopsida; Rosales; Rosaceae. The coding region runs from base 482 to 1297 and encodes 271 amino acids. The record is from RefSeq and is a predicted model, not a curated record.